This is a messenger RNA of Penicillium concentricum, 2337 nucleotides long. RefSeq lists its product as uncharacterized. Gene Ontology annotation, molecular function: zinc ion binding; DNA-binding transcription factor activity, RNA polymerase II-specific; DNA binding. Bases 1 to 2337 code for a protein of 778 amino acids. Gene Ontology annotation, biological process: DNA-templated transcription; regulation of DNA-templated transcription. The record is from RefSeq and is a predicted model, not a curated record. The transcript has 8 exons. NCBI's taxonomy places the organism in Eukaryota, Fungi, Ascomycota, Eurotiomycetes, Eurotiales, Aspergillaceae.
AUGGACCCCGGGGAAUCCAAUCAUGAGGGACGCGAGGUGACAAGCGCGCUGAUCCGACGCGCAUGUGAUCAAUGCCGCCUGAGAAAGAUCCGAUGCGAUAAGCGCACGCCAUGUUCCAACUGUCGCAGCUCUAGCAUUGCAUGCCGAUCUACGGGCGAAGGCCAGAAGCCGUCAGAGCCUCGGCGGCGAGUUUUAAUCUCAAAUCAAUAUGAGAAAAAGAUCGAUUUGAUCGAGGAACGCCUGGCAAGCAUUGAAAGUACUCUUCAACAGCUAGCGAAAAAUACAUCUCAACUACAAGGCUUCACAGCGCCAAACCCGCGCGAGUCUCAUUUCGCCCCUUCGCCUCAGAAGUCAACCCCUUCGCAGCCGUCACUUACUACACGGAACCCUGCAAAGCCCAAGGGCCCUUUAUAUCUAGCGAACCCUACUCUCGAGCAGCACGAUUCCAGCUCUGGCUUUGAGGGCAGCUCAUCCUUGACUGCCCAUGGGGCCUACGCGAGCGCGUUCCUGGAAUCUGCUGUGUCCAAAAGCUCGCCGCAGGUCUUGUCUAGUCCGAAGAUCAAUGCGGCUCUCUCGUCGCUGAAGCAGCUUGUCGGGAUCCAGAACCAACGACGAGAAGCGGACUUGCAGGGGAGCCAACCCACCAAGAAUGCGAGAUUAGGUGUGAGAUGCGACAUUCGUGAUCUAGAGAUGCCACCUCUACCAGUGGUUCUCGACAUCUUGAGAAAGAUUCAAGAAUCAACACCGGCCUGCUUUGGUGGCUAUGUCCCCUUCCUGAGUGUGAAAUAUUUCACCGAAAAAUGCCGUGAAGUUUACUUCUGCAUAGAGGAUUACUCCGAAGCGGCAUUUGUUAUAACCAAUUUUUGUCUCUAUGGCGUUUUCUACGAAUAUGGUGGUAUGGAAAAGGAAGGCUCUGUGCGGGAAGAGCAUCAGAACUACAUUGAGAUGUGUCGCGACAACCUGGAGGCGGCGCUUGCCAAUUUGAAUAUCCUGAUGCCUGCAACCCAUGAAUCGAUUAUGGCGUUAGCUGCUAUGCAUGCACUCGAGAUUUCCAAACCAUCGGUUGGCUGGACACUAGCAUCAACAGCCAUGAAUCUAUGCCAGACACUCGGAUAUCAUCGCUUUAUCUCAAUGGAGCACGACCCCUUACCAGUCCAACGCCAAAAACAAGUUCUAUUCUGGUCUAUCUACACAAUUUUGAAUAUGAUGUCCCUGCGUCUAGGACGUGCCUCGCCCGUCCAAACCUACGAUAUCAGCCUACCAAUACCCGAUGAGAACGUAGAUGUCCCUCACCCAUGGGGUCCGGUCUGCAUGUGGUGGACUAGAUUGGCGAUUAUCCAAAGCGAGGUUUACCAAUAUUUGUAUAGCCCAGAGGCACUGCAGAAGCCGGAAAGUGAACGAGUCACACAUGCACACAGAUUAGCUGCUGAGAUGAAGUCGAAGGUUAUGGAGCCGUUUGAGAAAUUCAUGUCGUCCGAUCUCAAAGUAUCCGAGAUCGACCUCAUGUACCUCGCAACUGACAAGGUCAGUCGUCUAGCCAUCAUGACCUUGAUCUACCGAGCAAUUCCAGCAUCAACAGACUCGGACACUGUCGCCGCCUUCAUACCUGAAUGUAUCGAGACAGCCCGGGAAGCCCUGGAAGUUCACCGACAAUGCGUUGCAGCGCUUAAUGAGACAGACGAUUUCAUGAAAAUAUCCUACAUGCACUGCGUCAUCUUUGAUGAAAUGGCCAUACAAGCUCAGACGAACAAAUUCUCACAAAAGAAAUAUAGGGGCAUCCUCCUAUCCCCCUUCGUUCCCUUCAUCGUAAUAUUCUGCAACAUAAUAACAACCUCCAACGCCGACGACCUCUCCCUACUCGAAGAGUUCAUCGCCUCCCUCCAACCUCUAUGCGCCUUCUCCCAAUCCAUCGACCGACUGCACACCCUGUGCUCAGUGUUUGGUACCGUUGCCCGUCUUUACUUCGAAGCCAACACCCGGACGCAGACAGCCGCAGACCAAGACCAAAAUCUCGCUGAGGUCGGUCAGGAAUUCGAUGUUUAUCUCAGUGCCCUCGGAUUGGCGCCUCCAACCCAUAUGAAUCCUCCGAACAGCGGUACUUACCCGAUGGGAAACUCGCAGGGAUAUUUCCAGGCAGAUAAUCCUGCUAUGCAUGUUAGUCCGGCGGAAUUGUCACAGCAUCAUGUGGGUGGGUUCUCGGCGCCGGCCGAUUCAUCCCAAGUGCAGGGACAGGGCUCGGGGACUGCUGCGCAAUUGGGGAAUUGGUUUUGGGGAAAUCAGUACAUGAUGGGGCUUUUGGAGGAGGAUUUAUCGCAGGUUAAUUCGGGAUGGUCGUGA